Messenger RNA from Rhincodon typus (whale shark), 3862 nucleotides. RefSeq names its product germinal-center associated nuclear protein. The record is from RefSeq and is a predicted model, not a curated record. The transcript has 18 exons. The annotation marks the transcript as partial. Lineage: Eukaryota; Metazoa; Chordata; Chondrichthyes; Orectolobiformes; Rhincodontidae.
CUGUACCAUUGGAGAACCAAACUUUAGCUCAAGAAAUACCUGCUGUCGAACAGUUCUCUCUGCCGCCGCCAUUACUUCAGGUUACUGCUCCAAUGGUUGCGCUGGUGCCUGUCGUCUCUCAGGUGCCUGCUGCACCACCACCCAAACCUCAACCAGUCUAUCCUGAAAAGAUGAUAGUUGAAGUGGUCAAGGAUGUGGUCAAUGAUAUAGUGAAGGAUGUUCUCCGUGUGGAGUGUAAAGAACUGGCGAAAGCAGGGACAGCUUUUGCUGUAGAGGCCAUCAGUUUGUCAAACAGUUCGUCAGAGGAGCUGAUUGCAGAAGUUACCACGGAGAUGCUGAUGCGGACUUCAUCUGAGGAGCUUCAAGCAGAGAGACAGAGGAUCGAGGAUGAAAAGCGCAGAAUUGAACAGGCCAGACUGAAGAAGGAACGGGAAGUAUGGAAGAGCCGGUACAGUCAAGCACUGUGUGAUGAAAUUACAGAGCAAGUUGUGGAUUACUCUAUAAGAAAAUGUGCCAUUCAGGAGCUAAGGCUUGCAGUGGAGGAGGACAGGCGAGCCCAGAUUAACCGCUGCUCGGCAGAGUUCUGCAGCUACCUCAUUAAAGAAACGCUGGAAAGUGAGAUCUUCCAAGUAGUGAAGGAGACUCUGCAGGAAGUGCAUUGUUUCUGCAAAUAUUUAAAGAAGUGGAGAGCUACUGCAGAGGCUCGGAAGCGCCUGAGAAAAGAAAUGUGGACAUUCCCAGCAGCCCCAGGCACGGCUGGCCCCAACUGCAAACUGAGUCCCCACCUGGUGAACCCAGAUCUGCCCAACGAUAACGAUCUCAGCAUGUCAUGUAUAUGGUUGCUGCAGAGGAGGAAGGAGACUGCUCAUCAAAUGAGGGUUCAAAACUUCUACCAGCAGCUCCUCUGUGAAGCUGCCUGGACUCCUUUGGAUUUGUUCACAUUGGUGGCAGAUAACUUCCCAACUCGUCAAGAGAGAAUCUUCUGGAAGGUUGUUCUGCUGUUACCAAGUGAUGAUGAAUAUGCACUUAGUGAUAACAACAGAACUUUGAUUGAUUGGCUGAAAGCAAAAUUCCAAGGACCUGAAAGGCUGGAUGAUGCUGCAGAUGAUGCUGAUAAUGUCAUUCAGACACACCUAUGCAAAGCAGUGAAGAGUGAUGAAGGAAUUGAUGUACUUGUGCAUAUCUGUGUUAAGUUGACUAAAGGCCCUCUAAGUGACACAGAUGUAGAUGCAAUGGAACAGCGGAAGGAACUGCUGGGAACAACUGCUCUGAUCCUCUUGCUACCAAAUCGAGAAGAAGGCACUGACCAGGAGGAGGAGGAAGUGUAUUGGCUCUCAGCAAUGCUUCAAGUCAGACAACUUUUACAAGCUAAACCUUUAAAUCCUGCAGUUCCACUGGUCAUCCUUGUUCCUUGUGAAGAAGCAUCAUUGAAUGAGAAAGAGGUGAUAGAAGGUCUAAAGCUUGAAGCGCUGGUGGCCACUCACCUUGUGUCUGAGUUUUUGAUUAUCCUGAUCCCAGGAAAAAGUAACUACCUUCAGGGAUCAAACAGGGUCUCUGAAGCUGUAAGGUGGCUGGCCUCGCGUUGUCCGUCACCACCGGAGCUUUGCUGCCAGACUCUGAUCCAGUUCAUUGAAGACGGGCUGUGCCGAGAGUUUAAUGACCAGUUUUACAAUGAUAAAUCUGAAAGGCAACUGGCUGCAUUGCCUUCCCAGAGCCCCAGCUUCAUCAUUGAGUUUUAUAACGAUGUGCUGCGUUUCCUUGCAAAAGUAGUGUCCUCCGAACAACUGUAUAACCUUUCUUGGCCAGUUGCUGAAUUCUCUGGACCUGUUGCUCAUGAAAUAUUGGCACACAAAGAAUGGAAUUCCAAUAACCACCUGACCUGGCUAAGAAAGGCAGUUCUGUCUUUUCAACUGCCAGUGAUGGAUCUAACUCCCUUGCAUGCUCCAUGGGUUAAGGUCUGUGAUAUGAUCUUCCAAUACGUAUGUCAGGUCCCAGUAUCACAACAAACACGCCCACUGCUGCUUUCAAGGAUUGAGCACGUCCUGAACAGAGUCCAUAGCAAAUGGAGAGACAGCUAUCCAUUGAUGUUGGAAGCCUCGAUUGAUGAGGGGCCAUUGGUUUCAGAAAUACCUUGGGAUGAAAUUGUUCUCAUUUGCAUUGACCAUCGAUUGAGAGAGUGCAUAGCUUCGAACCUACCUUGUGCUUCAGCUGUAAGUGAAGAUGGUCAGAUCCUGGUCUAUUAUUUUCAGGACGAUUUGAAAAAAUACAAACGGCCUCCAUUGUGGGAACAGGCACGAUCAAAUACCCAGAUGGAAAUCCAAGAUGCCUGUCAGAGGUUGCCACAGGAACAGGUAUACCCUUCAGUUAAGCAGAGAUCAGAAAAUAAAUCAUAUACUGUGAAGGUCAGUUCUGAAGAAACCCUUCAGGACAGGACUCUUUCUGCUUUGGAUGUUACCCGUACUUCUACAGCAGCAGAACUUCUACCAGGGCGACUGCUUUCUGAAAUUCAAAUGGAAAAAGAGGAGAAUAAAAGAUGUGAGGAGCAACUGCAUCGCUGGCUGGAUGGGGGCCCAUUGGAUUCAAUUGCUUUCCCUCUUUACCUCCCACAGACUUUGGUUUCUGCUGAUAAAGUUGUUGUCCCCAUGCACCGAGUGUCUGCUGUAAUCACACCACAGGAGGACGCUAAUAAUGGACACAGAAAGGAUAUCAGUAUGAAUAAGUCCGAUUGGCUGAACAAUUCAACAAUGACCUUAUCAGACAAACUGAAAGAGUUUAAAACGUUGAUCCAAGCCAGUCAAGAGGAAGAACUGGUUUGUGAACGUCACUUGUCUCUCUUACUAGAUGUAGCUGACACCUGAUGGAGCUGGCAGACAAGCCUGUGUUUGAGGUUUUUCAUUCCAGUGAAAGGAAUUGCAAGAUAUUUUCAACGAUAACUUGAAAGCCCAAGAAUAAAAUCUGUAGAUACCAUGCAAAAUAAGGCAGCUGUGACCUUCUCGGAUCAUUUUAUCCUGUUUCAGAAAAAUAGGAGACAAAAACUCCAGUUCAAACAUGUUGUUGCACUGACAGAUUUAAAAGGAACUGAAAAGUUUAUCUGUCUGGUGUUUUGUAUUAUGUAACUUCUUGUAUGACACCACAUUAUAGACUUUUAAAAAGCGUAGCAACUUCCCAAAAGGAAUAUAAAAGACAUUGUUAUCAUGAUGUAUGUUACUCCCCUAUUUAGAGUUUUAAGCUCCUUUUUCAAAUGUGGAUAAACUGUCACACAUGUUUCUGGAUACUUGUUCUCAUUCCUUUCCAGUAAAGGAUUAGGUACAUGUAAAAAUUCAGUUUAUGUCUGUAUUCUUUAACUGACAUGGGAAUUAUUUUUAUAUAAUGUAUGGUAAUGCUUUAAGCAUAAUUAAAAUGUUUGAUCUUGCAUCUAUUUGAAAUGACUGGCUGUUAUCUGGUACGGCAAAUGAACAGGAGCAAGUGAUCACAUGGUGGUUCCAAGGUGCAAUUUGUUACACUCUCCAGGCUGAUGAUUUGUAUUAAUUUGUAUCCGUUGGCUGGCUCUGUGUAGUCUGAUAUUAAGCGCAAAGACCGAAAGAAGUGUGGAUGCUGUAAAUCAGAAACAAAAACAGAAAUUGCUGCAGAAGCGUAGCAGGUCUAGCAGCAUCAGUGAAAUGUCAAAUUUGAACUUUCCAAUUCUGUCUCUCUUUUUCAGCUCAGAGAAAGGGUCACUCAACCCGAAAUGUUAAUUCUUGAUUUCACCACAGAUGCUGCCAGACCUGCUGAGCUUUUCCGCCAAUUCCUGUUUUUGUUUCGGAUGUGAAAUGUGAUAUACAACUUGUCUGGAGAUAACUGGCAAUAAACCGUUAUUAGAUAA